CUCGCAACGCCUCCAAUCUCCGGAAGAGGUGAAAGCGGAAGCCGGAGAAAAUAUCCCCAUGGCUAUCCUCGCCGUCGCCUCUCCGCUCAAAACCCUAAACCCUAGCCAGGCGGACCACAGCCGCAUCCGCCUCUCCUCUUCCCUCCUCCGCCUUCCGCUCCCGGUGCCACGAUGGCGCCGCCUCCGGUGCUCCGCGCAGUACAGUGAGGCGGCGGCGGCGCCGCCCACGUCGACAACGACGCCGCGGCCGGCGGAGAUACCCUGGAGCAAGGAGCUCUGCAACUCGGUGCGCCUCAUUGGGACUGUGGGCACCGAAGUCGAGCUGCGGCAGCUGCCCAGCGGCUCCGCUGUUGCGAGGGGCCGCCUCGCCGUAUGGAAGUCGGCCACCGAAACUACAUGGGUAACUCUACAAUUCUGGGAUGAUCUGGCUAUUGUUGCCUCUGAGCACGUUAAGAAGGGUGACCGGAUAUUUGUUUCUGGACGGCUUGUGUCAGAUACUGUUGAUGAGGGGCCUGAGAAGCGGCAUGUUUAUUACAAGCUUGCAGUUCAACAGUUGAAUUUCAUCGAGUCCCAGCCAGUUCGAUUAUAUGAACCAGAGGCAAGCCAGGAUGCCCCAGGUGGAAGGCGUGCUGAUUAUUUUAACUCUACCUCUAAUUCAACUGAGGAUAAGAAUAGGGAUAAUAUGAGCUCUUCUCGAUCAACUGAAGAGCUGUGGCAAGCGUUCUUUGCUAACCCUCUUGACUGGUGGGAUAACAGGACAAAUAAGAAGAACCCAAGGUAUCCAGACUUCAAGCAUAAGCACACUGGUGAAGCACUAUGGGUUGACGGGAGGAACAACCCCAACUGGGUCAUCUCUCAGCUGGCUGUUUUGGACUCAAGAAUGAGUUCUCUGCAAGACAAUGGGAGAAAACCAGUCUCUUAUAUGUAUGCUGAUGAGUUCAUGACAUUGGACGGCAAUCGGUAGUCUUUAUGAAGGAGGAAGCUUCACAGCCCCCACUUUUUGUGCAGCUUGGCUGGCUGUUAUGGCGAGAUCGUGCUGUCGGAGUAGCUAACUCAUGCUUGCUGUCCAGAGUUGAGUGUUAUUGUACAUAUCUGAGCGGCUCUUCAGAGUUGAGUGUUAUCGUAGAUCUGUUAGUAGUGUUAGCAGGUUUGUGACAUGGUUUUCAAGUUUCAACUGUGCUGUUACGUCUAGUGGUAAUGUGUAAACCUUGGGUUGCCAUGUUCAAAUUUUUAUGUUUUUGCUUGGAAGGAUUUGCAGAUAAAAUGUCACAUUCUGCUGAGCUGGAUUUGCAAUACUAUCUACAUACACAUGUUCAAAAA
This is a messenger RNA of Sorghum bicolor (sorghum), 1320 nucleotides long. RefSeq names its product protein OSB2, chloroplastic. The coding region runs from base 59 to 964 and encodes 301 amino acids. The record is from RefSeq and is a predicted model, not a curated record. Gene Ontology annotation, biological process: positive regulation of helicase activity; mitochondrial DNA replication. Lineage: Eukaryota; Viridiplantae; Streptophyta; Magnoliopsida; Poales; Poaceae. The transcript has 5 exons. Gene Ontology annotation, cellular component: mitochondrial nucleoid. Gene Ontology annotation, molecular function: single-stranded DNA binding.